Molecule: messenger RNA, 963 nt
Organism: Arachis stenosperma
Lineage: Eukaryota; Viridiplantae; Streptophyta; Magnoliopsida; Fabales; Fabaceae
Product: vacuolar-sorting protein BRO1-like
Exons: 2
Coding region: 1-963 (320 amino acids)
Biological process (GO): protein transport to vacuole involved in ubiquitin-dependent protein catabolic process via the multivesicular body sorting pathway
Cellular component (GO): endosome
Source: RefSeq, a predicted model, not a curated record
AUGAGCAACAAUGAUCAGAGGUUGUUGAACCCGAACCCGAACUCGAAUCCGGAAAGGGUGCUGGCAAUCCCAGUGAAGAAGACUGAUCCGGUGGAGCUGUACCGACCGUUACGCGAGUUGGUAGCGAGAAAAUACUCAGAGAGCGAUGCACAGAAAGUUGAAAGCGUUCUCGAAACCCUAAACAAAUGCCGCAGCGACAUGGUGGAGCGGGGGGACCUCUCCCUUCCCAUGCAACGUGACUGCCUCAUCCACUACUUCAAAUGCCUCUGCAUGGUUGAGCCACUCUUCACCGCUAUCUCCUCCGACGCCGAUUCCGAACUUAUCAACUUUGUCUGGUACGACGCCUUCUACUCUGAGCAUAAUAAUGGAGUCAGCUCGCAGCCCAACAGCAUCCAAUUGGAGAUGGCUGCUGUUGUCUUCAACCUUGGCGCCGUAUGCAGCCAGAUUGGGGCCUCUUCCGACCGCACCACCGCCCUUGGCCGUCAUCUUGCAAUGGACGCCUUCAAUGCUGCCGCCAUAUUCUUCUUGAAACUCUGGAAGGAUCUCGUCAAGGACGUCUCCGCCACCCUCGACUUGACUCUCCUCUUCGUCGAGAGUCUUCACUGCCUCUUCUCCGCUCAGGCUUUGGAGCUCAAAUCACAGCAACAACUCAAAGACAACAGCAGUUCGGCUUUCGAAAAAUAUAGAUGUGCCGUUUCGUUUCAAUCGGCUUCUGAGCAUUAUCAGAGAGCGUAUGAUCUGAUAGUAGUUGAUUCGGUUGCAACCGAGCAUGUCCACAAAUUUGACCAAACCUGGAUAACUCAUCUUCAUCAGAAGAAGGAAUUCUUUCAAGUGGAGGCACGUCAGAGGCUAUCAUCCGUCCAACCCAUAUCCCAGCCACUUAGAUCAUUCUCAUCUAUCUGUGCUCUUGAUCAUGAUGCAGAAUCUGUCAAUGAAAAAUUAGUUAGAAGGAGUAUACCUUGA